GCCUCACGUUGCACAAAUGUGUCAAGCGCUCUGGAGUGGAUGAGGAUUUAGCUACGUGACUUGGACAUGAGAAAUACGAAUUAAACGACAAAACUGUAAAACAACAUAACGUAUUUUCGUCUGUGGAUAUAGGAUCCAACGCACACCUGGAUACGACAGUGCUAAAGGACAGUCUUCACUCUCAACAUUCAGCCCUGAUUAAAUGAGCGGCAGUUUAUGGUCACCACAUGGAAUCCAUUCCCCUAACUAAACAUAUGAAGACCCUCGCUGACCACUGUGAAUGGACAUAUUACUAUUAAUGCGUGACCAAAGUGUGGAGAUGCCCGGAGGUGACAGUGGUCCCGAUGGGGAAGACCCUGCGUUACCGUCUGCUGCAGGAGAAGAUGGGGCAGGAGGGGGGAUGUCAACCGCACAACAAUACUGAGGCGCAAUCAGAGCACCUCAGAGUGGAGGAAAGCGAACCUUCAGGGGGAGAAGUGGGGCAGGAAGACGAGGAGAUGACUAGCGGAUCAAAUGACCUCUCCUCCUCGUCCAAUCAUAGCCCGGGGAGCGCCACAGGAUCCACCUCGGCUUCGACCAAAAGCAGUGAGAAUGCAGGUGAUGGCAAAGAUCAGGCCCACAGAGAGGUAAUGAUCACAGUGGCUGAGAUGAAGAAGCGGCUACCAUCAGACAAACGCAGUCGCAGCAAAGCCAGUACAGUGGAGGCCUUACACUAUGCACUCAACUGUGUCAGGCAGGUGCAAGCCAACAGUGAAUACUACAAACUGCUGAUGCGAAAUGGUCAGGAUGAGAGGAGAGACGCCACCGUUUGCACCCUGGAGGAGCUGGAGAGAGUCACUUCUGAACACACACUUAAAAACACGGACUCCUUCGUGGUGGUGUUCUCCCUGUCCAGUGGUCGUGUGCUGUAUGCAUCAGAGCAAGCUCCCAGUAUCCUUUGCUGCAAAAGAAAGUUCCUGGAGUCAGCCAAGUUCGUGGAGCUGCUCUUCCACCAGGAUGUGAACGUCUUCUACUCACACACGGCUCAGCCACACCUGCCACCCUGGAGCAACUCGCACACAGUGGGGGUCCUGUUUGACUGUGCCCAGGUCAAGUCUUUCUUCUGCAGAAUCAGGGGUGGGAAGGACCGUGAUGGUGAGAUGCGCUACAACCCAUUUCGGAUAACACCUUACCUACUGAAGGUUCAGGGAAAAGGAGGCAUUGGGGAGGAGGAGGAGCCGUGCUGCUUGGCUCUGGCUGAGCGCAUCAUCUCUGGAUAUGAAGCACCUCGGAUCCCGUUAGACAAGCGCAUCUUCACCACCACUCACUCUCCUGGUUGUGUGUUUCUUGAAGUAGAUGACAGGGCUGUGCCGUUGCUAGGAUAUCUUCCUCAGGAUCUGAUUGGCACUUCAUUGCUCACAUGCAUUCAUCCUGACGACCGCCUCUUGAUGCUGUCAAUGCAUCGGAAAGUGUUAAAGUAUGCCGGCCAGUCUCCAUUCGAGCAUUCUCCGGUGCGUCUUCGCUGUCAAAACGGAGACCACAUCACCUUAGACACCAGCUGGUCCAGCUUCAUCAACCCUUGGAGCCGAAAAGUGGCCUUCAUCAUUGGACGGCACAAAGUCAGGACGAGUCCCUUGAAUGAGGAUGUGUUUGCUGCUCGGACCAAGGACGAUGUCCUGGUCACACAUGAGGAAAUAAAAGAUCUACAAGCAAAGAUCUACAAGCUUUUCCUGCAGCCGGUCCAUAACAACGGUUCCAGCGGUUAUGGCAGCUUGGGGAGUAAUGGCUCUCAUGAGCACUACAUCAGCGUAGCUUCCUCAAGUGACAGCAAUGGUAACAUGUGGGAGGACUCGCACAGGGAGCCGAUGACCCUGCAACAGAUCUGUGCUGAUGUGAACAGAGUCAAUGGCUGGGGACAGCAAGCUUAUUUGGGCACCAGCCAUAAAAAUGCUCUUCUUAGCAAACCUGUUAAAGGACAUCUCCUCCCCACAGUAACCAACCCUGAGGUCAGAGAUCAUGAAGAGGGCAGAAAACAAACACACAUUCCCUCCUAUCAGCAGAUCAACUGUGUAGACAACAUCAUCAGAUAUCUGGAGAGCUGUACGGGUCCAGCACUUAAGAGGAAGAGUGACUCUCACCUGGGCACAUCUUCUUCCUCAUCCUCUACCUCAGAAGAUGACAAGCCUGCUGAAGCCACUGACACAGCUCAGGCCAGCUCAGAUGUGGUGUUAGACAGUGGGGUGUCAGUGGCACCUACAUCUGCAGCAGUUGUUGGAGCGCCGCUGACGGACAUCACAAUGUCAACGAAGGCCAUGAGUGUAGUGUCUGUCACCAGCCAGUGUUCAUAUAGCAGCACCAUUGUUCACGUGCCCCAGCCUGAAUCAGAGGCCACAGCACUGGAGGAUGCCCCGAUGGGCAGCGAGCCUGCUGAUGCUGCUCCAGCCCCUGUCCGUCCCACCCCAAGCCCGGCCACAGAAGAACCGAGGUUUAUAGGUCUCACCAAAGAGGUGCUGUCAGCUCACACCCAGAAGGAGGAACAAGAGUAUGUGGAUCGAUUCCGCCACCGCAUCCUGCAGAGCCCCUACAGCUCCUAUCUGCAGCUGGACAAUAGCUCUAUGGCUCACUCCCACCACCCGGGUGACUACCUUCAUCCAUUAAGUGGUGGUGGAUGGAACCGCUCCAGGAGAGGAAAGCCCAGACACAAGCGCCCCAAACCCCAUGGUUCCUCGGACAGCUACGCUUCUCCACCUGGCCCUCCUCGCCAUGUCCCAGACUCCUCCUGGCCCUCCUCUGAGUCCUCCCAGCCUCAGAUGGGGGCACCCUACAGCCAAGCAACCCAGCUCCAGACACCAUUCUUCCCAGUGAUGGGGUCUCAGCCCAGCUCUGAGCAACCACCCAGACCACAGCAGCAGCUGCCUGCAGCAACCCCCAUGGUGUUGCAACCUCCUGACCAGACCCAGCUCAGCUACAACUUUAACAUCAUGCAGCCCACUCAGAGCUUGCAGGGCAUGCAGGGCAUGCAGGGCAUGCAGCCCGUCCAUAUGGAGCCUUUUCAGAAUAUACAGAACAUACAGAACUUUCACAACAUGCAGACCAUGGCUCCAGCCCAGAGCAUUAACCCCUACAUAACCCCGGUCAUGGCUGUCAUCUUGCCCAACUACCCAACUUUCACUCCAGGUUUCCCGUCCAUUUACCCACCAUCUGCUCCUUCCAUGAUGCCUCAGGCGCCAGUCGCCAUGACAGGCUUUGUCCCUGGCAGUGUGCCCUUCCCUCAGCCUCAGGUCCAAGCGCAGCCAGGCCUCCACCCUCAGACCUCCAUGGGCCCAGUGCUUUGCUCACCCAGGGCCAGUUCCUCUGUUGGGGAAGAGGAGGAGGAAGCUGGGCCUCAUGCUUUAUUUUCCAGCUCUCGCUCCAGUUCUCCACUGCAGCUGAACCUGCUUCAAGAGGAACUGCCAAAGCAGAGUGAAGGACAAGGCAGCACCGGACACAACCACACUGAGAGCCUCCAUGAACAACAUGUUAAUGAGGGUGAUAACCCCAUUGAGUCUGGGAACCAUGAUGCGCAGUCUACAUCCAGUGAGCUGCUUGAUCUGCUGCUGCAGGAGGAUGCUAGGUCAGGGACUGGCUCAAACGCUUCAGGCUCUGGGUCGGGGGAGUCUGGAGGCUCCCUGGGGUCUGGUUCUGGAUCUGGAUCCAAUGGAACCUCCACAUCACACACUGGCAGCAGCAACAGCAGCAAAUAUUUUGCCAGUAAUGACUCAUCAGACACAUCACGCAAAGCCCGCAAGACCCAGGAGCCACCGGCAGAGCAUCAGCACAGCUUCGACACACGGGUGGAGAACUCACUGUGGAGCAUGAUCCAGCACACGCCUGAACGUGUCAUGAUGACAUACCAGAUCCACACUAGGGACCAGAAUGAGGUGUUAGCAGAAGACCGGGAGAAGCUCCGGGCGCUUCAGCCCCACCAGCCGUGGUUCACCCAGGAGCAGAGGGAGGAGCUGGCAGAGGUCCACCCGUGGAUCAAAAAGCACAAAAUCCCAACAGAGAUAGACACACAGGGUUGCAUCGAUUGCAGUGCAGGUGCAGUGGUCACCCACUCUCCUCACCCUCCUGCCCCUGACAGCUCGUCCAUUCUGGAGAGCCCACAGCAGGACUCUAUCGGACCAGUGGUGGACACUUGAGAGAACCUUGAAGCCAAAACAACCAACUUUACAAUGAACCAGCCCUGCCAGGAACCUCCACCACUACCACCACGCAUCUCUUCUGACCAAUCUGGAGGAGUGGCGUCCUGUGCAUUAGUUUGAAGUUUAAUGUGUAUUUUCAAAGGUAUCAGAGGCUGGACCAGGCCCUGGGAGCAAUGGAGGAGAAAGCGACGGGCAUUUUUUCUUAGUCAGCCUAUUUUGACUGCCUUUUUUGGACCAUAAAUAUUAUACCUCUCGUCUUUUUCGAGCCCCUGUUGGGGUUUAGUUUGUCUUUAAGACUGACCAGAACCUUUAGCACCAUGAGCCUCUUUGAUGCUCAGUAUAAGAUGAUGGUUUCAUGGUUGAUGCCCCCUGAACAUGAGCACUGUGUACAUUCAUCCAGCCUGUGUGAUGGAUGUGACUGGGUGAUGAGGCAGAGACAGAGCUGGCCCAGUUUGAGUAUCAGAACACACCGGACUCCUCUGGAGUACAGGCUGUACAGUAUGUGUACCACAUCACCUCCAUCGAACACUCUUACUAUGGUUGACACAUGGUAGGUUUUCUCUCGAUGAGCACUUAAGACAAAGACACAUUUGCUGCUCUGUGUUUAUAAUGUUAGGAUUUAAGCUUGUAAGUUAAUUGGUAUUGGAGUGUACUCUCUUAUUCCAUAGGUUGGGUUCUUCUUGUCCAGAUAAUCAGUUUUUAUGUUCCUUUGACUCACCGAAAACAGCAAACAUUUGGAUUAGUUCAAAUUGUAUGUAAUCGCUAGAACACAUGCCCACCCAAAGAUCCGACAAUGUCCCGGUAUCCCUCCUUAUCACCUUACAACACCAAUAGCUCUUAUUAUCAACAGACAGAUCUCUGCACCAUUUUGCCCUCUGAUCCUGGGUUUACUUUCUGAAUGAAUUUCCUCCUUAAACUCUGUGUAGCUGUCUGUGUGACUGAAUGUGUGUGAGGGAGAGGAUUUAGCCUACCCAGUGUAGUUCUGUGAAUGUUUCUCACCUUUUCUUGUACUGGAUUCAGAUGGGCAGUUGUGAAUGUUUUUGUGCGCAUGUGGGCGUGUCUGUUUGUUUGUUUAUAUGUGUGCGUGAUUGUGUGGAUGCACUGAUCGACUGAGAGCUGCUUCCUUCUUUACAGUUGUCCAACAGUGCAAGACAGACCAGGGUUUUCUACCAUUUUUAGAUGAAAAGUAUAUUACAGUACCAUGUAUUUUAUAGAAAAGUACACAAAAAUAACUUCACAAAGUGUAUAAAAAGCCAUUUGUCUUGAAUUCAGGGACUGUUUGUUUGUGGCACAAUGGAAUGAAUAAAUGAUCUAUUACCUAA
Molecule: messenger RNA, 5485 nt
Organism: Cheilinus undulatus (humphead wrasse)
Lineage: Eukaryota; Metazoa; Chordata; Actinopteri; Labriformes; Labridae
Gene: per3
Product: period circadian clock 3
Biological process (GO): entrainment of circadian clock by photoperiod; negative regulation of transcription by RNA polymerase II; circadian regulation of gene expression
Cellular component (GO): nucleus; cytoplasm
Molecular function (GO): transcription corepressor binding; transcription cis-regulatory region binding
Source: RefSeq, a predicted model, not a curated record